UCUUACACAUUAAAUUUAAAUCCCCACGUCUAUCUCCCAUGGCCUUACCAGCAAGCGACACCGACGAGCCUCUUUCCCCGACAGGGAGGCUCUUUCUCCGUCAGGAAUUGAAGCAAGAAAUCUACUGCGCCGUCGGCUUCAAGAACCCUAUCAAUGUUGAGGCCGUGAAGGCCGCGAUUCAAGCAUCAGUUCUCCUUAAACACCCCAGAUUCUGCAGCCUCAUGGUCCAUGAUCGCCAUGGCGUCGAGCAUUGGCACAAAACCUCCGUCAACCUCGACCGCCACCUCAUCGUCAUCGACUCUUUGGUAUCUUCAUCAGCCGCCGAUGAUGAAUCUGCCGUCAACGAGUACCUCGCAGACUUGUCGAUAGGGGCGGGGCUAAGUGCCGAUAAGCCGCUGUGGGAGAUCCACUUCCUAAUGGCUCACAGAUGCAUAAUCUUCCAAGUCCAUCACGCUCUCACAGACGGGACUUCAUUCAUGUCGUUAUUGUUGUCCGUUUUCCGGAAGGCCAGCGACCUGAAUGCCCCUCCAACGAUAGCGCCGUUGAGGAAGAAGAGGAGUAUGGCGGCAACAACGAUAUGGGAAGGGAUUGUGCGGAAGGUUGUUGUUUUGUGGUAUGGUUUGAUGUUAGGGAUGAGGGUGUUGUGGGUUAGUGAUCGUAAGACGGCGAUAUCGGGCGGCGAUGGGGUUGAGCUCUGGCCGAGGAAGAUCGCCACUGCUAGGUUUUGUUUAGAGGACAUGAGGAUCGUCAAGAGAGCUGUUGGUGAUGCGACUAUCAAUGAUGUUUUUUCCGGGGUGAUAUCAUCCGGGCUAUCAAGAUAUCUGGAUCACCGAACACCAAAAGCUUUGCAAGAGGGACACCAAAUUACGGGGGUAGCCAUGGUAAAUUUAAGAAAACAACCAGGACUGCAGGAACCAUCCGACUUGACGAGAAGCAAAUCACUAUUGAAUUGGGGCAACAAAUUUGGCACUAUUCUCUUGCCCAUUCAGUAUAAAAGAUGUGGUCCUAAUCCUCUAGAACACGUCAGGAGAGUUAAGGUGACCCUUGAACGCAAGAAAAAAUGUAUGGAGGCUAAUUUCGCAUACAAAGCCAGGAACAAUAUAAUGACUUAUUUGGGAGCAAAGGUUGCUGGUCUCGUUACUUACAGGGUUCUUUCCAACACUAGUCUUACCAUCUCCAAUAUGGUUGGCCCACAAGAACACGUUGCAAUUGGAGACAACCCUGUGACUUACAUCAGAGUAAAUAUAUCAAGUUUGCCUCAUGCAUUGAUAGUCCACAUGUUGAGCUAUGCUGAAAGGGCAGACAUGCAAAUCUUGGUGGCCAAAGAUAUAAUUCCGGACCCUGAAUUUCUUGCUCAGUGCUUUGAAGAUGCCUUGGUUGAAAUGAAAGAAGCAGCCUUAGCCACCAUUGUUGAAUCCAGUUAGGACUUUUUGCUUUUUCAAGAAAAAAGAACCAAAUAGUUUGAUCACAUUCACAUCAAAAUGAAACAAUUGGAUUUGCUCUUCCACAUUGCUAGCAAAAGUAACAUAUCA
Molecule: messenger RNA, 1532 nt
Organism: Morus notabilis
Lineage: Eukaryota; Viridiplantae; Streptophyta; Magnoliopsida; Rosales; Moraceae
Product: O-acyltransferase WSD1
Exons: 7
Coding region: 39-1424 (461 amino acids)
Biological process (GO): triglyceride biosynthetic process
Cellular component (GO): plasma membrane
Molecular function (GO): long-chain-alcohol O-fatty-acyltransferase activity; diacylglycerol O-acyltransferase activity
Source: RefSeq, a predicted model, not a curated record